Molecule: messenger RNA, 2948 nt
Organism: Trichomycterus rosablanca
Lineage: Eukaryota; Metazoa; Chordata; Actinopteri; Siluriformes; Trichomycteridae
Product: sushi, von Willebrand factor type A, EGF and pentraxin domain-containing protein 1
Exons: 12
Coding region: 2-1582 (526 amino acids)
Biological process (GO): negative regulation of complement activation, classical pathway
Source: RefSeq, a predicted model, not a curated record
UAUGGCGGACAUGUUUUUAACAGGACUGUUACUGCUAAGCUCUGCGCAUUUAACGGUGUGCCAGGUCGUGGGUACAUGCGGCUCUCCGGAGCUGUAUGCUAACGCACAUCUGGAGGAUCUGUACGCUCAGCGCUCGCAGUUUAACCACGGAGAUAAAGUGAAGUAUAAAUGUGCAGUGGGGUACGUGACCAUACCGGGCAGCACACGCGUGUCCUACUGUGAGAGGGGACAGUGGAGUCCCAUCAGCCUGCAGUGUGCCAAAAAAAAGUGCAGCUCGGCUGGAGAAAUACUGAACGGUCAUAUAAAAUAUGAAGGCAACUUAUUUGGGGAUGCAGUCUACGCUGAGUGCAACGAAGGCUAUGUACUAAAAGGAGAUGAUGUUAGACAUUGCCUUGCUGAUGGAUGGAGUGGAAGUCCUCCUAUUUGUGAAGUCGCGGCCAUUCCUACAGUAACAUGUUCACCACCACACAAAAAAAGUGCAACAUUCCACGGAACCAAAGCAGCAUAUAAACCAGGAGAGUCCAUCUCUUACUCCUGCAACGAUGGAUUCAGACAGAAUGGCAUCAACCGGGAGCUCCUGUGUGACGACCUCGGCCGGUGGAGACCUGCUACCCCCAACUGUGAAAAAAUCAAGUGUCCAGAAUUUCAAGUCGACGGCGGAACAGUGAGCAAGAACAAUCUGAGGUUCAACACCAACGCAACCAUCACCUGCAGAAGGGGUUACAGACUGAGAGGGGCGAGAGUCGUCACCUGUGCCAUGAAUAGCUCCUGGGUACCGGCUGUACCCAUCUGUGAACCAGGCGUGUCUCUGUCGCGGGUGAAGGUCACCUGUCCACCUCCCGCCGUGCCCAACAGCCUGGGACAAGUCCGAAACAAAAUGUCCUACAACGUUGGAGAGCGCGCCACCAUCGUCUGUCAGGACGGCUUUGAACUGUCAGGGUCAUCAGAGAUCACAUGUGGACAGAGAGGGCAAUGGCAUGACACACCUGAGUGUCAUCAAGUCAUGUCCACUCCUGAGAGGUGCCUGCGCCCCCCGUACUUUGCCAAUGCGUACGCCAGACAUGAGCUGAAGGAUCAGUAUAGUGAUGGUGAGAACAUUGAGUACAUUUGUCAUGUUGGUCACCGCUUUGCUGGAGGAUUGAGGAGGAUCGAGUGCAGGAACGGCCGCUGGACCAAAUUAGACAUGAGAUGUGAAAGGUUAUUCAGGGUAGCACAGUGGCGUAAGAAGAAAUGCGGCUCUGCCGGGGAGAUCGAGAACGGCCAGUUUCGAUACUCGGGUGCUUCGUUCGGUGACAUGGCUACAGCUCAGUGUAAUGAAGGGUACCAGCUGGUCGGUCCGGAGAUCAGGACCUGUACAGCGUAUGGAUGGGAUGGCAGGGUGCCCGUCUGUGAGGCUGUGAUGUGUCCUGACCCCCCGAGAGUACCUGGUGCAGAAGUGUUUGUAGUGGCAGAUGGACCAAUCAGAUAUCGUAACACAGCAUCGUACAGAUGUCGCUAUGGCAUGUUGAUCGGCGAUUCGGACAUUUACUGCACCAGAGACGGCACCUGGAGCGAGCCGCUACCCCGCUGUCGAGUUUCGUGAAUGAGAACAAAGCUGCGCUGCCUGAUGGAGCAACAUCAUGUAUAAGCUCUUCUUCAGUCCAUAUUAUUAUUUACUGCACUUUCUGAGCUGUGACUUAACUUACAAACUUAAUAUUUAAAUGCUUAUAAAUAUAAUAUUUAAUAAAAUCAAAUCAUUCUCAUUAAUCUUCAGGUAAAGAUUUUUUUGUGCUGCACUUAUAAUAAUAUUAUUAGAACAAUACAGGUAGUGUAAGAAAAAGUAAUUGCCCCCUUUUCUUUGCUUUGUUUACUAUUCAUUUGAACCCGGAAUGAGUUUAGUUCAGUAAAUGGAAUGGGCAGUUGUAGCCUAGUGGUUAAGGUUCUGGACUAGUAAAUGAAAGGUUGCUGGUUCAAGCCCCACCACUGCCAGGUUUCCACUGUUGAGCCCUUGAGCAAGGCCCUCAACCCUCAUUAGCUUAGACAAUAUAUACUGUCACAUCACUGUAAGUCGCUUUGGCUAAAUGCCAAAAACAUAAAUGUCUGUGUAGAAGCCCAGCUGGCUGAUAGCACUACCGAGAUUCAAACCCAGAUCUGAGCAGUGGUGGGCUUGCGUAAUAAAUCAUUGAGCCACCCAGGCACCCUCAACUCGCUCAUUAUUCCUUCAUUGUCCCUCUAACUGUAUCCGUUCAUCUUGUGGCUAGACGUCCUCUUUCUCUCUUACCUUCAACUUUAUAGUACCCAUAAAAAUGCUUAAUUGGUACCAUAGCAACUACACAGCAACUAAAUGGAAAUACAUGAAUUUUGGGUACAUUUUAAUGUAUUUUCUUUGUGCAGACCGGCAUUAAAUUAGUUAUUUUAUAUUAAAACUGCUCGUUUAAUCUUAAUAAUCAAUAAAUCACGAUCAUGACAUGGUGUUCACAUUAAAAUGUUGCUUGAUUUUGCUGGUUUCAGUACUGAUAAAAUCAAGGCUGGCCGUUUUAUUUAACUUAUUUAUAAUUAUUGAAAUUGCUUUAUCAGUUAACUAAGAGGAAAUUGCUUUUUUUCCCCCACAAUAGUGAUGUGUAAGCUGAAUAUCUUUAUUUUAUCUUUAUUAACUUACGUUCUAUGUUAUAAUGUGUUUAAUAAUUCGAUCAUUUAAUGCAACAGAAACAGUGUAGAAGGGUUGAAUGACUUUAGGAGCUGAAAUACAGACUUUACCUGGAUUCAGUUUGCACCCUCAAGGUUGCCAGCGCUUGCCCAGGUAGAUCUCUGAGGUAAAAUGUGCUGAAUGCUUCGGCUUAGUAUCUUUAUCAGUGUAACUAAAUAAUCGAUAUGUUUUUUUGUAGCUUAAUCAUUAUGGCUGGUUGAUGGAUGUCUCUUUUUAAAAUGAAAUAUCUGUUCUAUUAUCAAUAAAAUUAUACAAAGCAUGA